CCUUCGAUGCCGACACCGCUGAUCGUCAUCAGCCCGGAGGAGGCAGGAGGAGCCACCAGGUCGACCCUCUUGGAGGCAGCGGAAGAACUCAAGCGCCGAGGAAAGAGUGUGGCUGGAGUCGUUGCCCCCACCAAAGAUGACCGUCGCCAUUUGAUACGAAUUUCGAGCUCAGAAACUCGGUUGCUCCAAUUGAAUGAAAUAAGUGAGGAGACCAAAGAAAAGAUGAAAGCUUUCAAGAAAGACAUGAAAGGCGAGAUGGAAUUUCAUUCUGAUCAAGAAGGAGCUACGUCGACAUACGGGGAAUCAACCGUAGCCGUUGGGCCAUUCAUUUUCGAUGAGGCAGUGUUCAAAUGGGCGCGUCAGGAGCUCGAUGAGAGUGUAAGGGUGGACUACUUGAUCAUCGACGAGAUCGGGCCGUUAGAAAUCAAGCGCAAACAAGGACUUGAACCUUCGUUUUCCCAAGCACUUUCUAACUUGUGCUCUCCUGACACAUCCCAACGUGUCUUGAUUGUUGCACGGAAGAACGUCUGGCCGGUCCUAUCUGAACUCUACGAAGUGGAAUACACAACAUUACAACAAGUUGUUGCUGCUUCGGUAACAAAAUAAAUGUAAAUAUAUCUCUGAACAAACAUGCUCGAAGGAAUCAUAUUCGAAUGAAUGGAAACUUUGGUUUUCUGCUUUGUAAUGAAUGAAGUCGAAAAGUU
Messenger RNA from Guillardia theta CCMP2712, 704 nucleotides. RefSeq lists its product as hypothetical. NCBI's taxonomy places the organism in Eukaryota, Cryptophyceae, Pyrenomonadales, Geminigeraceae. The coding region runs from base 7 to 606 and encodes 199 amino acids. The transcript has 3 exons. The record is from RefSeq and is a predicted model, not a curated record.